Molecule: messenger RNA, 2082 nt
Organism: Cynoglossus semilaevis (tongue sole)
Lineage: Eukaryota; Metazoa; Chordata; Actinopteri; Pleuronectiformes; Cynoglossidae
Gene: pgm1
Product: phosphoglucomutase 1
Exons: 11
Coding region: 137-1822 (561 amino acids)
Biological process (GO): carbohydrate metabolic process
Cellular component (GO): cytosol
Molecular function (GO): phosphoglucomutase activity; magnesium ion binding
Source: RefSeq, a predicted model, not a curated record
GGCGGUGUCCGUGUCUACGUGCGGAUCCAGCCUCACUCUCCCGGCCACUGCAGUCGCCUCUUCGUCCGUCAGACCGGAGUCUGCAGCAGCGGGUCAUACAGUACAGGGGUCGGUGGUCGAUGCUCUGGGGUCAAAAAUGGUGAAAAUUAUCACAGUGAAAACCAGGCCGUACGCGGACCAGAAGCCCGGUACUAGUGGUCUGAGGAAGCGGGUGACGGUGUUCCAGCAGAACCAGCACUAUGCGGAAAACUUCAUCCAGAGCACUAUCUCCGUCAUCGACCCAGCGGAGCGGCAAACGUCCACUUUGGUGGUGGGGGGAGACGGCAGGUUCUUCAUGAAGGACGCCAUUCAGCUCAUCGUCCAGAUCGCUGCUGCCAACGGGAUUAACCAUCUGGUGAUUGGUCAGAAUGGCAUCAUGUCCACCCCGGCCGUGUCCUGUGUGAUCCGCAAACUGAAGGCAGUAGGUGGCAUCAUCCUCACAGCCAGCCACAACCCCGGUGGUCCCAACGGAGACUUUGGCAUCAAGUACAACAUUUCCAGUGGAGGUCCUGCUCCAGAGGGCAUCACAAACAAAAUCUUUGACAUCAGCAAAGGCCUGCAGGAGUAUCACAUCUGUCCAGACCUGAAGGUGGAUCUGUCCAAAAUUGGGAAGCAGACCUUUGAGGUGGACACUUUCAAGCCUUUCACAGUGGAGAUUGUUGACUCCGUGGAGGCCUACGCUGAGAUGCUGAGAGGCAUCUUUGACUUUGCUGCACUGAAGGAACUUCUGUCAGGAGCCAAUCACAUUAAUGUCCGUUUGGACGCUAUGCAUGGAGUGGUGGGUCCUUACGUUAAGAAAAUAAUCUGUGAGGAACUGGGAUCUCCUGCCAACUCCGCCGUGAACUGUGUCCCCAAAGAGGAUUUUGGAGGUCACCACCCUGACCCCAAUCUGACCUACGCUGCUGACCUGGUCAACACCAUGAAAGGAGGAGAAUAUGACUUUGGAGCAGCUUUCGAUGGUGAUGGUGACCGCAACAUGGUAUUAGGUAAACAUGGCUUUUUCGUGAACCCUUCAGACUCCGUCGCUGUCAUUGCUGCCAAUUUUGCAAAGAUCCCUUAUUUCAACAAGAGUGGUAUCAAAGGUCUGGCCCGCAGUAUGCCCACCAGUGGAGCUCUGGACAGUGUGGCAAAAAAACGUGCAAUGGAACUUUAUGAAACUCCAACUGGCUGGAAGUUCUUUGGGAAUCUGAUGGACGCUGGAAAACUCUCACUUUGUGGAGAGGAGAGCUUCGGUACCGGCUCUGACCACAUCCGUGAGAAGGACGGCCUGUGGGCGGUGCUUGCCUGGUUGUCAAUCUUGGCCGGCAGGAAACAGAGCGUAGAGGACAUCAUGAAGGAUCACUGGCAAAGUUUUGGCAGGAACUUCUUUACCAGGUACGACUACGAGGAGGUCGACUCGGACGCUGCCAACAAGAUGAUGAAGGAUCUGGAGGCGGCCAUGAUGGAUCCUUCCUUUAAAGGGAAGAAGUUUUCAUCCGGCGAUAAGACAUACGAGGUGGAUAUCGCUGACAACUUUGCCUAUACAGACCCCGUGGACGGCAGUGUGUCCAAAAACCAGGGCCUGAGAAUCAUCUUCUCUGAUGGCUCGAGGAUCAUUUUCCGUCUCAGCGGGACAGGCAGCGCCGGGGCAACCGUCAGGCUCUACAUAGACAGCUACGAGAAGCUCGCCCCCAUGAUUUACCAGGAUCCACAGGUCAUGUUGGCUCCUCUGGUGGACAUCGCUCUGAAGGUUUCUCAGCUCCAUGAGAGAACUGGUCGCACCGGCCCCACCGUGAUCACAUGAUUCCUCCGCUGCACUGCCUCAACAUCCACGGGGGGGUGACACUGUCCUCGGGAGCUGGACGUCAAGCUGAAACUCACCCUGCUGUGUUUCCAGCAGUGAAUUGACAUUAACGGAACAGAGACCUGUGUGUGUAGACCGUGUCUGUCCAAGUGUGUGUCCUGUGUUAACUGUUAACUGUUGUCCCACAUUUGUCCUUCUCUGACCAUUGUUCAACAUCUGCAGGACAACCUCACCCCCCCCCCCCCCCCCCCCCCCACCCC